Messenger RNA from Drosophila yakuba, 1002 nucleotides. Its product is annotated as antigen LPMC-61. NCBI's taxonomy places the organism in Eukaryota, Metazoa, Arthropoda, Insecta, Diptera, Drosophilidae. Bases 214 to 969 code for a protein of 251 amino acids. The record is from RefSeq and is a predicted model, not a curated record. The transcript has a single exon.
AUAUUGGACAAUUGGACAAUUGGUAGUUAGGUGGUUUGGUGUUUUGGUGGCGGGAUACCAGAUUACGCAACCAGGAGGAAGAGUUGCAAGUGGAAGAUAUCGCUUUCAGCGGAACCACAGAUAUCAAAUGACAUCGGGGCGGCUUCUUCUUAUAUAUGCCCAUGGCGUCAGGGCCACUGCAAGCAUUUGCAACAGACAACCAUAUUGAGCAGCAUGUUCAGGUUUAUUCACCUCGACAUCCUGGUCAGCCUGUUUGGCUGUUUUGCAUUGAUGCGGGCACAGCACCAGCAGCAAUCCCACCAGCAGGAGCUUUCGGGGCUACAACUCCACCAUCCCCCGUGGCUGUACUCGAUGCCCUGGCGACCUUUGAUCCUGCCCACAGCUAGCCCUUUGCCUUCCUUGGCGGCGCUGGCUCAACUGAGUCCUGGCUACACGGGUCCGCAGACCUUUCCUCCAGAUGCACAACAGGACCAACGAUCACAAACGCAGCAAUAUCCGCAGCAGCAACAGGCGCAGCAAUAUCCGCAACAGCAACAGACGCAGCAAUAUCCGCAACAGCAGCAAUAUCAGCAGUAUCAGCAAUAUCCGCAACAGCAGCAAUAUCAGCAACAUCAGCUGCCUCAGCAAUACCAGCAGGCAAAUCCGGUGCAGUUCCAGCAUCCGUCCGUCCUGGUGGGCUUAUUCACUGCCCAACUGCAGGCCCCGCCGUUGGCAGCUCCUCCUCCACAGGCAGGUCACUUCAGCCUGCCCUUCAGGCCCUCCCCCUUCGCCGGGUACACGGAUGACGUAGAUGAAGAGGUAGCCCAGGGGCAUGGAAACGCUAUACAACAGCAAACGGCCCAGCAGGAACUGGAGGAAGCGCCCUUCCAUGACCAUGCCUAUAAUAAGCCAGUGGCGGAGGGUUCCGAGCAGCCAAGGGGCUACGUCUACUUAGCGCCCAGUAAUGCCUAUAAUCUCGUAAGAACUUAAAGAAGUUAAAGCAAAAGAACCCAUUUGCUAAUU